ACGUGUCUUAACCUGCUACUACCAGCCCAAAAGCAAAUGUAUUGUAUUUAUGGAUGAAUGAUCAAGCUAUCCUAUAUUCCUUGACUUCAAAAGAGCAAAGGUUGCAAUUUUUCUCGAUAAGCUUCCGGUGUCUGAAACACUAGCAACAUGAACACACAAGGAACUGAAAGGGUAAACGAAGAAGGUGCAAUAGAAACCACGGUGGAUACAAUUGAUUACCGAACACCAGCAGGAGCAGACGAACCCAGGAAGGAAAAUGUUGGGGUUGUUCACCUUAAACGCAACAAGGAGGAGGAUUCUGGUGUCUUGGCUAGAACAGCUGCUGCAGUGACAAAUACGAUCGAGUCUGCUAAGGAUGCCAUCGUCGGCAAGAGCAAGGACGACACCACCAAAUGAACUCUCCUGAGUAGUAGAUGAUGCGAGUAUGUUUCUUAUAUGCGUGCGUGUAUAAUAUUGUCAGCUUUAAAAACACAGAAUAAAAGUUUUGUUUCCUUGGAGA
Messenger RNA from Ricinus communis (castor bean), 499 nucleotides. RefSeq lists its product as uncharacterized. The coding region runs from base 148 to 396 and encodes 82 amino acids. Lineage: Eukaryota; Viridiplantae; Streptophyta; Magnoliopsida; Malpighiales; Euphorbiaceae. The record is from RefSeq and is a predicted model, not a curated record. The transcript is spliced from 2 exons.